GGGGGAGCGGCUGGGGGAGCGGGCGGCCUGCGCACCAUGGGCUGCUGCAGCAGCACGGAGGGUCUGCGGCGUGAAGAUGCCCAGAAGCGGAGAGCUGAGCUGUCCCAGGAGCUGCUCUCCCUGCGUGGGGAACUGGUGAGUGCAGUCACUGCGUAUGAAAAGCUUCAGCAGGAGAAGGAGGAGCUGCGCGUGGUCUUCGAAGGCAUCCUGCAGAAGCUCCAGGAGCAACACCAACGUGAUCUGGCAGACCUGGAGGAGCGACUCAGAGCUUUCUACCAGGCAGAGUGGGAGAAGGUCCAUGAAGCCUUCCAGGAGCAGGCAGACAAGUACAGGACGGAUAUGCAGCAGCAGGUAGAUGACUUAAGGUCCAAGCAUGAGGUUUCCAUGCGAGAGCUGGAAGCCAGCCAUUUGGAGAAGGUGGAGAAUGUGAAACAGCAGUAUGAAGCAUCUUUUGAAGAACUCAAGAAAGCCCAUGAGCAGGAGAUCUUGACACUGGACAGGACAAUGAAGGAUGCAGAAACAGCGCUAUCAAAGCAAAUUCAAGAAAUCACGAUGGAAAACAAUGCUUUAAAUGAGAAGAUAAAAGCUGAAGAAGAAAGAAAGAAAAUGUUGUCUGAGCAAAACCCGAAGGAUGCCCACGCCUUGUACUUGGAGCAAGAACUAGAGAGUCUCAAGGUAGUCCUGGAUAUCAAAAACAAGCAGCUCCAUCAGCAGGACCAGAAGCUGGUGCAGAUGGACAAGCUGAUGGAAAGAAACAUGCAGCUGGAUGAACGUCUUCAAAAAGUCCAACAAGAAAACGAAGACCUCAAAGAGAGGAUGGAUAAGCAUGCAGCUCUGUCCAGGCAACUGUCCACAGAGCAGGCCGUCCUGCAGCAGUCUCUCCAGAAGGAGUCAAAAGUGAACAAGCGUCUCUCCAUGGAGAAUGAGGAGCUUCUGUGGAAACUCUACAACGGGGACCUGAGCAGCCCCCGCAAGCUGUCGCCAUCCUCGGUAUCCCCAUCCCUCCAGUCCCCCCGUAGCUCGGGCAUUUUCUCAAGCGCCCCAGUCUCACCCAGAUAGCAGCCGUUUGCCGCUAUGAAGCCCUCCUCAAGACUCCAGUGGACACUGAUGUCCUCCAGCCAAAAGACUAUGUUAACCAUGCAGAAUCACAUCCUGGAAAAGCACUAGAAAACGGACCUGCUGUGCGCAUACCCUAAGUGGAAACCUCAGAUUCUGCAGAAAGCUGUGACCUCUGUUGUUGACGCUGUGAGACCGUUGUUCUUCUGGCACAGGGAUAGAUGAGAGAAGCAGCUCAGCUGUGAAAAGCCUGCAGACAGCACAGCCUACCUUCUCAGUAAAGGUUCAGCAGUGCCAGUCAUAUGCAUCCAUGAAACACGCAAAACCAAAAGCCUUUGAAAUGACAUUGAUGAAGAUGAGAGUUGCUUAUUAUGAACUGUAUGUGUGUUUACAAAAAGUAUGUAUGC
Messenger RNA from Scleropages formosus (Asian bonytongue), 1463 nucleotides. RefSeq names its product microtubule-associated tumor suppressor 1 homolog A-like. The record is from RefSeq and is a predicted model, not a curated record. NCBI's taxonomy places the organism in Eukaryota, Metazoa, Chordata, Actinopteri, Osteoglossiformes, Osteoglossidae. Gene Ontology annotation, cellular component: cytoplasm; nucleus. Bases 37 to 1059 code for a protein of 340 amino acids. The transcript has 9 exons. Gene Ontology annotation, molecular function: microtubule binding.